CACACAGGCUAUGGCAAUAUUGCACCACGCACAACACUCGGCCGUUUGGUUACGCUCGUCUAUGCCAUUUUUGGCAUACCACUUACGCUCGUUUAUCUCUCCAGCACCGGCGGCAUUCUGGCGAAAGUGGCACGCGAAGUGUUCUCCAAAGCGCUGUGCUGUUGCCUUUGCUCAAAUUGCGGCUAUUGUUGUUACGAUGAAAAGCGUAUGGCCGAAAAAGAGCGGCGCAUGAAACGCAAACGACAACAGGAGGAAUUGCGUAAACAGCAGGCUGCCUUACAGGAACCCUAUUUUGUACACGACUCAUUUCCAACAACCGAAAAACAAUCAAACCUAGCGGGUAGUGGCACACAAAUGCUGCCACCUGAUAUCGAUUCACUGAGCGCCAGCGAAUCACGUGGCUCAAUGCACGGGCUAAGUAUAUUGGCGCCAAUUUUGUUGUGUCUUUCGAUGAUGGUUAUUUACAUACUAAUCGGUGCGGUGGUAUUGUAUCGACUAGAAGAUUGGCCUAUACUCGAUGGCAUCUACUUUUGUUUCAUGAGUUUGUCCACAAUCGGUUUCGGUGAUAUGCUACCGGGGUUACGGCGUGAGUCCACUGCAACUACAUGGUUUUGUUCGAUAUACAUAAUGUCCGGCAUGGCAUUGACAGCGAUGUGUUUUAAUGUUAUACAUGAGGAAAUUGUGCAUCGCAUCAAAAUUGUGGUGGAAUUCAAGAAAGGUGCUAACGUAUUGGAUACGAUGAGUGAGGAGCAGGGAUACUAUAUGCCGCCUUGACAAUAUGAAAAGGGCACAAGUUUGUACAAACGUAAUCCCACCGAAGAGACGCUGGUAUCGGGCACACCCACUUCACUCACCUAUGGCGCUCAACUGGAAACAGAUCUAAAUCAAAUGCACCAAAUGAAAGAAUAUAUUAAUCACGAGCUCGUAC
Molecule: messenger RNA, 928 nt
Organism: Rhagoletis pomonella (apple maggot)
Lineage: Eukaryota; Metazoa; Arthropoda; Insecta; Diptera; Tephritidae
Product: potassium channel subfamily K member 18-like
Exons: 2
Biological process (GO): stabilization of membrane potential; potassium ion transmembrane transport
Cellular component (GO): membrane
Molecular function (GO): potassium ion leak channel activity
Source: RefSeq, a predicted model, not a curated record